Messenger RNA from [Candida] anglica, 1695 nucleotides. The record is from the annotation of a GenBank genome assembly. NCBI's taxonomy places the organism in Eukaryota, Fungi, Ascomycota, Pichiomycetes, Serinales, Debaryomycetaceae.
CAUUCUAUCAAUCAAUUUAAAGUUUGAGUUGUAUACUUUAGUUGCUGGUACUUAUGUUUAUAUAAGCCAUGUCAUCCAGUAAUCUAUUCAAGGCGACUGUGAAUGAGCAUUUGGAAGGGUUGCCCGAAACUAUGCAAUCUAGGUUGUAUGAGGCCCCAGCUACUUGUCUUUCCAUUUAUAGAUUACUUCCUCCAAUUGCUAAAUUUUAUAUCAUGUCGAUGGUUUUCAGUGAAAGGCCCGUAGCAUUAAGGGACUUGGACAAAUGGUGCAAACCUGGCACUCGUAAGGUGCAGUUUGAAUCGUUGAAACGAUUGAAGUCAUUGCAUCUUAUUCUUGAAGAUAGACAAGGUCAAUAUAUCACCUUACAUCCUAUAUUUAGAAAGAACUUCCGUGAUUGUUUAACAGGGUCACAAGCCCCCAAUGCCUUUGGUAACUUGUGUCUAACACCUGCCGAGGUCAGUGUUAGCAUUCUGUUUUUAGAUUCAUUUGCCCUUCUGAAAUGGGAAACAAUUCUUCAUUUUAUGGUUGGAACAGAAUCUACCCCAACUCCUUCCACGUCUGUUUUAUCUCUUCUUAAAUCUGGUGGUCUUAUGGAAGGAAGUGGGUCUGGGUUGAGAAUUACAAACACUGGAUUCCAGUUUCUUUUACAGGAUGUCAAUGCUCAAAUUUGGACAAUUCUUUUACAAUAUCUUAAUUUAACCCAGGACCUUAAUAUGGAUCCUGUGGAUGUUCUUAAUUUCAUAUUCAUUUUAGGUUCUUUGGAAUUAGGAAAGAGUUACACCGUGUCAUCUCUCAGUACCACUCAAGUGAAUAUGUUGGCAGAUUUAAAAGAUUAUGGUCUUAUUUAUCAACGAGCAUCUAACUCUGGACGGUUCUAUCCAACAAGAUUGGCAACAACAUUAACCUCUGAGUCACUGGCCUUGAAGUCGCCCGCUAGAGCAAUGGAUCAAGCGUUGGAAUCUGCCACACUGCAACAACCAUCAGCAGACCAGCUGGAUGAUGCAGCUACCACUUCAAUUUCUGGUCCAGCAUCUGCAGCCCAAGGCUCAAUCAUUCUUGAAACGAAUUUCAAGAUUUACGCAUAUACUAAUUCGCCCUUGGAAAUCGCCAUUCUUAACUUGUUUGUACAUCUCAAAACAAGAUUCGCCAACAUGGUUUGCGGGCAAAUCACAAGAGAGUCCAUCCGUAAGGCUUUAUAUAACGGUAUUACAGCACAACAAAUUAUCAAGUUUUUAGAAACUCAUGCACAUCCUCAAAUGAAAAUCUUGGCUAGAGAGAAACUUGAUAAAAAGAUUGAGUUUGAUACGAAUAAUAAUAUUAAUACAGCAGGUGGUGCACCUCAAUCUCAGAUCGAUGCCAAUGGGACUGUGGCGCAGCAUAGACUUGAAAUUCUUCCUCCAACAGUUGUUGAUCAAAUCAAGCUUUGGCAACUUGAACUCGAUCGUAUCCAGACAUUUGAAGGAUAUUUGUUCAAGGACUUUGCAAGUCAACAGGAGUACGACGUUUUGAGUAAUUAUGCAUCUGAAAUUGGGGUUUUGGUUUGGUCGGAUAAGACAAAGAAAAAGUUCUACAUUACAGAACAAGGGAAGUCACAGGUGGUGGACUUUGCUAAUAGAAAAUUGAAGAGAGAAUAAUUUAAGUAUUCUUUUAUUUAAAAAUAUAUAUAUACAAGUUUGCGAGGGUAUUCUAUUUACA